GCCGCGCACCACGUGACGCGUGGCCCCGCCCCCUCCCGCGGCCGCGCGGCGUCGCCGUCCGGGUAUUUGAACGGCGCUUCCGCCAUUUUCCCUGCGCCCGGCACGGAACGAGCGAGCGGGAGACGCCUCGGCUGAGACACAGCAUGGCCGCCCAAGGAGAGCCCCAAGUGCAGUUUAAGCUUGUUCUGGUUGGUGAUGGUGGCACUGGGAAAACAACAUUUGUAAAGCGUCACUUGACUGGUGAAUUUGAAAAGAAGUAUGUAGCAACAUUGGGUGUUGAAGUUCAUCCUCUGGUGUUCCAUACUAACAGAGGCCCUAUUAAAUUUAAUGUAUGGGACACAGCUGGCCAGGAGAAGUUUGGUGGCCUGCGUGAUGGCUACUACAUCCAAGCUCAGUGUGCCAUCAUCAUGUUUGAUGUAACAUCAAGAGUUACCUACAAGAAUGUACCUAACUGGCAUAGAGAUCUGGUACGAGUAUGUGAAAAUAUCCCUAUAGUGUUGUGUGGCAACAAAGUGGAUAUUAAGGACAGAAAAGUCAAGGCAAAAUCCAUUGUGUUUCAUAGGAAGAAGAAUCUCCAGUAUUAUGACAUUUCAGCUAAGAGUAACUACAACUUUGAGAAGCCUUUCCUGUGGCUUGCUAGGAAGCUAAUUGGAGAUCCCAACUUGGAGUUUGUUGCCAUGCCUGCGCUCGCACCUCCUGAAGUCGUUAUGGACCCAGCACUGGCAGCACAGUAUGAGCAAGACUUACAGAUUGCUCAGACCACUGCACUGCCAGAUGAAGAUGAUGACCUGUGAGGGACGAAGCUGGAGCCCAGCGUCAGAAGUCUAGUUUUAUAGGCAACUGUCCUGUGAUGUCAGUGGUGCAGCGUGUUUGCCACUUUAUUAUCUAGCUGAACAGAACAUGUGCUUAAUCUUUGGGAUGCUGAAAGAGAUGAAUGGGCUUCGGAGUGAAUGUGGCAGUUUAAAAAAAAAAACAUACAAAACAAAAUGAAAAAAAAAAACCAAAACAAAAAACCUUCAUAUUUUGGACCUGCAUAUUUAGCUGUUUUUUGGACUGCAAUUACUUCCCCUUUUGAGUUUCAAAUAUAAGACUGCUGCAGUCACAUCAGAGUGUUAAGUGGAAAAUCUUGUUUCUGUCAUUCCCAUUCUUUUGUUUAGGUAAUAAAGUUGUAUUUCAAGUAUC
Poecile atricapillus (Black-capped chickadee) is the source of this 1182-nucleotide messenger RNA. It is a transcript of the gene RAN, whose product is annotated as RAN, member RAS oncogene family. Gene Ontology annotation, cellular component: cytoplasm; nucleus. Gene Ontology annotation, molecular function: GTP binding; GTPase activity. NCBI's taxonomy places the organism in Eukaryota, Metazoa, Chordata, Aves, Passeriformes, Paridae. The transcript is spliced from 7 exons. The record is from RefSeq and is a predicted model, not a curated record. Gene Ontology annotation, biological process: ribosomal subunit export from nucleus; protein import into nucleus. The coding region runs from base 144 to 794 and encodes 216 amino acids.